Brassica oleracea var. oleracea is the source of this 543-nucleotide messenger RNA. RefSeq lists its product as uncharacterized. Gene Ontology annotation, molecular function: nucleic acid binding; RNA-DNA hybrid ribonuclease activity. The coding region runs from base 1 to 543 and encodes 180 amino acids. The record is from RefSeq and is a predicted model, not a curated record. The transcript has a single exon. NCBI's taxonomy places the organism in Eukaryota, Viridiplantae, Streptophyta, Magnoliopsida, Brassicales, Brassicaceae.
AUGGAUUAUCUAUUCUGGAGGAAGAAUAGUAUCAUUGGGCCAGAGCAAGAUAGGGAUCCAUAUCCCUGGAUAAUAUGGUACAUUUGGAAAGCUAGGAAUGAAAAGCUCUUCAGGGGAAUAGAUAGAGAUCCAUUGGAUCUAGUUAGACAUGCAGAGAGUGAAUGUCACGCUUGGUUUGAUGCUAAUGAAGUGGUACAACUUGUGGCACACGAUAAUAUAAAUGAGGAACCCCAAGUCGUACGCUUGGGAAAUAUUUGCUUGUUAGAUGGAUCUUGGACAUCUUCUGCUAACUUUAGUGGAAGCGGAUGGGCAUGGAUGGAUAGUUCAGGGAACACUCAACUUAUGGGAACAAGGAACCUUCCCCGACGCGAAUCAGCCUUACACUCGGAAGUAGAAGCACUGCGGUGGGCGAUGGAGAAUAUGCUACAAUAUUCGAACUGCCAAAGCUUUGGGACAGACUGUAAGGAACUAAUUGCAAUGGUAAAGGACCCUCAGGCGUGGCCAAGUUUUUCGACAGAAUUAGAAAGGAUAGGGACGCUAUAG